Molecule: messenger RNA, 4246 nt
Organism: Scheffersomyces amazonensis
Lineage: Eukaryota; Fungi; Ascomycota; Pichiomycetes; Serinales; Debaryomycetaceae
Product: aminophospholipid-translocating P4-type ATPase
Exons: 2
Coding region: 147-4124 (1325 amino acids)
Biological process (GO): post-Golgi vesicle-mediated transport; endocytic recycling; phospholipid translocation
Cellular component (GO): plasma membrane
Molecular function (GO): ATP binding; magnesium ion binding; ATPase-coupled intramembrane lipid carrier activity
Source: RefSeq, a predicted model, not a curated record
AUUAUAUCUAUAAGUAGUCAGAUUCAAUUGCUUUGUUCAUAUAAGUACAAAUCUCGGUUUUGUGUUUAGCCUUUCAGUUUCUGUUUCAGUUUUGAUUUCCGAGUGAAUUUGAAAAAGGAACCAAUUACGAAAGGUCUUAGCAUACAAUGUCGUCGUCUUAUAAUGGAGCGAAGUCUAGGACUAAUCCUUUUAAUGAUGCGUCUAAUCUUAUAGAUUUAGAUUUAGAAGCUAAUUCCAAUUUGCAUCCUCCCCAUAAUGGACAUCCUUCAUCAUCUACUAAUGUAAAUGGUAAUGGUAAUAGUAAUGUUAAUAUUAAUCCAUUCGGAAAUGAUGAUUUUGAUGAUGAUGAUGACGAUUUUAAUUUAUCAGAUGAUGAUUAUGAUCAUCAUAAUACAACAUCCGGAACCUAUGAUACGUAUAAUAAUCAUAGUACUAAUAAUUCUCGAGAAGUUCCAUUAUUAAAUUCUACCAAUGGGUCAAAACCUAAGAAUUUCCGAUUGUUUGGAUCCAAUAGAAAUCAAGAUUAUAUAGAUAUGACUAAUAACAAUAACAUUAAUAAUAAUAAUAAUAAUAAUAAUAAUAAUCAAGAUGUUGGUGGACUGACUGAUUUUGAUAUUCGAAAGAUAUUUCGAAAGUUAAAUGUAUUUUCAAGAUCAAAUAAAAAUACCAAAAAUCCAAUUGAUCAUGGUCCAAGACAUGUUCAUAUUUUAGAUCAUCAAGCUAAUUCAUCAUUUGGUUAUUAUGGAAAUCAUAUUUCUACUACUAAAUAUAAUAUUGCAACAUUUUUACCUAAAUUUUUAUUUGAACAAUUUAGUAAAUAUGCUAAUUUAUUCUUUUUAUUUACUUCAGCCAUUCAACAAGUACCGAAUGUAUCACCAACAAAUAGAUAUACUACAAUUGGUACAUUAAUUAUUGUUCUUUUAGUGUCUGCUAUAAAAGAAAUUUCUGAAGAUUUUAAACGAGCAAAUGCUGAUAAUGAACUUAAUAAUACUCGAGUUCAAGUUCUUGAUCCUCAUACUGGAGAAUUUAUUCAUAAAAAAUGGAUUCUGGUUAAAGUUGGAGAUAUAGUUAAAAUUAAUAAUGAAGAAGCAUUUCCAGCAGAUUUAUUAUUAAUAAGUUCAUCUGAACCAGAAGGAUUAUGUUAUAUUGAAACAGCUAAUUUAGAUGGAGAAACUAAUUUAAAAAUUAAACAAUCUAAUCAAGAAACUGCUAAUUUAUUAAAUCCUCAUGAUUUAGUAAAUAAAUUAUCAAAAUCAGAAAUUUUAUCUGAACAACCAAAUAGUUCAUUAUAUACUUAUGAAGGAACUUUAAAAAAUUUUGAAAAUAUUGAUGUACCAUUUAAUCCCGAACAAUUACUUUUAAGAGGAGCAACAUUAAGAAAUACUCAAUGGAUUCAUGGAAUUGUAAUAUUUACUGGUCAUGAAACUAAAUUAAUGCGUAAUGCAACUGCUACUCCAAUUAAACGUACAGAUGUUGAAAGAAUUAUUAAUUUACAAAUUAUUGCAUUAUUUUGUAUUUUAAUAGUAUUAUCACUUGUAUCAUCAAUUGGAAAUGUUAUUAAAAGUACAGUUAGUAGAAGUUCAUUAACUUAUUUAAAUUUAGAAGGUACAAGUACUUCAAAAUUAUUCUUUCAAGAUCUUUUAACUUAUUGGAUUUUAUUUUCAAAUUUAGUUCCAAUUUCAUUAUUUGUUACAGUUGAAAUUAUUAAAUAUUAUCAAGCAUUUAUGAUUGGUAGUGAUUUAGAUAUGUAUUAUGAAGAAACUGAUACUCCAACUGGAGUUAGAACUUCAUCAUUAGUUGAAGAAUUAGGUCAAAUUGAUUAUAUAUUUAGUGAUAAAACUGGUACAUUAACUAGAAAUAUUAUGGAAUUUAAAAGUUGUUCAAUUGGUGGUAGAUGUUAUAUUGCUGAAAUUCCUGAAGAUGGUCAAGCCCAAAAUAUUGAUGGAAUUGAAAUUGGUUAUCAUACAUUUAGUGAAAUGUAUCAAGAAUUAAGAAAUACUUCACUGGAACAAUCAGCUAUAAUUAAUGAAUUUUUAACUUUAUUAAGUACUUGUCAUACAGUUAUACCAGAAGUUAAUGAUACAACAGGUCAAAUUAAAUAUCAAGCUGCAUCACCUGAUGAAGGAGCUUUAGUUCAAGGAGCUGCUGAUUUGGGAUAUAAAUUUAUUAUUCGUAGACCAAAAGGUGUUACCAUUGAAAAUACUGUAGCACAAAUUAAAUCAGAAUAUGAAUUAUUAAAUAUUUGUGAAUUUAAUUCUACAAGAAAGAGAAUGUCAGCAAUUUUUAGAUGUCCUGAUGGAAUUAUACGACUCUUUUGUAAAGGAGCUGAUACAGUUAUUUUAGAAAGAUUAUCAAAGGAUGAACUUCAACCAUUUGUUGAAGCAACUACAAGACAUUUAGAAGAUUUUGCAGCUGAAGGUUUAAGAACUUUAUGUAUUGCAUCAAGAAUUAUUAGUGAAGAAGAAUAUCAAGAUUGGGCAAUUAAAUAUCAUGAAGCUUCAACUUCAUUAGAUAAUAGAAGUGAUAAAUUAGAUUCAAUAGCUGAAUUAAUUGAAACUAAUCUUUUCUUAUUAGGAGCUACUGCAAUUGAAGAUAAAUUACAAGAUGGAGUUCCAGAAACAAUUCAUACAUUACAACAAGCUGGAAUAAAAAUUUGGGUUUUAACUGGUGAUAGACAAGAAACUGCCAUUAAUAUUGGUAUGUCAUGUAAAUUACUUAGUGAAGAUAUGAAUAUGUUAAUUGUUAAUGAAGAAACUAAAAAUAAUACUCGAUUAAAUUUAGAAGAAAAAUUAACAGCUAUUAAUGAACAUCAAUUUGAUUUAGAAGAAGGAGCUUUAGAAUCUUCUUUAGCAUUAAUUAUUGAUGGACGUUCAUUAUCAUUUGCAUUAGAACCAGAAUUGGAAGAUUUAUUUAUUCAAUUGGGUAGUAAAUGUAAAGCUGUUAUUUGUUGUAGAGUAUCUCCAUUACAAAAGGCAUUAGUUGUUAAAAUGGUUAAAAGAAAGAAAAAAUCUUCAUUAUUAUUAGCUAUUGGAGAUGGAGCAAAUGAUGUAUCAAUGAUUCAAGCUGCCCAUGUUGGAGUUGGAAUUAGUGGUAUGGAAGGUAUGCAAGCAGCUAGAAGUGCAGAUAUUUCAAUUGGACAAUUUAAAUAUUUAAGAAAAUUAUUACUUGUUCAUGGAUCUUGGUCUUAUCAUCGUAUAUCAAAUGCAAUUUUAUAUUCAUUUUAUAAAAAUUGUGCAUUAUAUAUGGUACAAUUUUGGUAUGUAUUUGUUAAUGGAUUUUCUGGUCAAUCAUUAUUUGAAUCAUGGACUUUGACUUUAUAUAAUGUAUUUUUUACAGUAUUUCCUCCAUUUGUUAUAGGAGUAUUUGAUCAAUUUGUUAGUGCAAGAUUAUUAGAUCGUUAUCCACAAUUAUAUCAAUUAGGUCAACUGAGAAAAUUCUUUAAUGUCCCAAUAUUUUGGGGUUGGGUAGUUAAUGGAUUUUAUCAUUCAGGACUUAUUUUCUUAUGUUCAUUUUUUAUAUUUCAACAUGGAGAUCAACUUUCAAGUGGUCUUAUAGCUGAUCAUUGGGCUUAUGGAGUUGCAGUUUAUACAACUUGUACUUUAACUGCUUUAGGUAAAGCCGCAUUAGUCGUAUCAAUGUGGACAAAAUUUACAUUAUUUGCAAUUCCUGGUUCAUUUAUAUUUUGGUUAGGAUUUUUCCCAAUUUAUUCAAUUAUUGCUCCAAGAAUUCAUAUAUCUCGAGAAUUUUGGGGAGUUUUAAAUGCUACAUAUCCUGCUUUAACAUUUUGGGCAAUGGUAUUUGGUUUACCAGUAUUAUGUUUACUUCGAGAUUUAGUAUGGAAAUAUUAUAAAAGAAGUUAUAUACCAGAAAGUUAUCAUUAUGUUCAAGAAAUUCAAAAAUAUAAUAUUCAAGAUCAUAGACCAAGAAUGGAAUUAUUUCAAAGAGCAAUUAGAAAAGUUAGACAAGUACAAAGAAUUAAAAAACAAAGAGGAUUUGCCUUCUCACAAGUUGAAGAUAAAAAUCAAGAAAAAAUUGUAAGACUUUAUGAUACUACAAAAAAGAGAGGUGCCUUUGGUGAGUUAUCUGAAGGAUCAGGAUCAGAAAUUAAAUUAUCACAAUAUUAAGGGGAGAGAGGAGUAUUGUGUAUCCCUUUUGUAUAUAAGUACACGACCCACCCAUACAGUUUUUUUUUUCAACCGUAUAAAUUUUUUUUAACAUCUCUGAGUCAGACUAUAUAGCUGAUGGU